CUUCGGCAUCACGGAAAAGUGCGCAAAAUCUGCGAUUCGACUCGGCUUCCAUGUCCCCUUUCGUGCUUUGUGCCCUUUAAUUCACUCUUGUCCACCCUUCUUUGUUCGCUCCAACACGUUUGGGGAAUGCUUGCAAGUCUUUGUUAGGAAAAUUGUCGAAGGACGUCUCACUACGCUGGGGUUUUGAAGAAGUGGUGGGGGGUACCGAGUCCUUGUGGAUUGUUUUACAGGCUACAGGCUGGUCCUAGGACAAGGCUGUUUAAAGUUUGCCUCCUUUCGCCUUUGUUUUGAGAAUGUACCUGUCAAACAAGUGUCUCAGGUUUAACUUUGUUUGUGAAGUUACUUACGAAGGGUAAACCAUCGUUGCCCAUUUUAAACUUCAGUAAGUAUCUCUCCAAAAAUGGCUUCAGACGGAGCUGGAAUGUCAUCGUCUCCUGGAACUCCUGGGUCCUCAACACCAGGAUCAAUAACCAAUAUUUCUCCACCACAAAUGAAUGGGACUAUUCCUCAUGCUGGGCCCUACUCAAUUUUAUCUAAGGGCUUUGGGUGUGGGUCAAUUAAUGAUGAAAGCACGUGGCCAGGCUCAGGGCAGUCGACGGUUCCGGGGUCGCAGACGUCUACGUCCCCUGACAUUGCCCCUCCAGGUGGACCUCCAGUGGCGCCUGCCGGUGCCGUUGGACCCCCCGCAGCAGGUGCACCUCCAGGAGGGCUGGUUCCUGCCAAUCAGCCUAACCCUCCUCAACCUCCUGAACUGCCUAUGUUCAACUGCCCAAGGCGACCGAAUUUAGGCCGAGAUGGACGGACUAUUGUGUUGCGUGCCAAUCACUUCCAAGUCACAAUGCCCAGAGGAUACGUUCAUCAUUAUGACAUCAAUAUUCAACCUGACAAAUGUCCUAGAAAAGUUAAUCGAGAAAUCAUUGAAACUAUGGUACAUGCUUACAGCAAGAUAUUUGGAACACUUAGGCCUGUCUUUGAUGGCCGCAACAAUUUGUACACAAGAGAUCCUCUUCCAAUUGGCAAUGAUAGAGUUGAACUAGAGGUAACUUUACCGGGUGAAGGUAAAGAUCGUGUAUUCCGUGUUAACAUCAAGUGGGUGGCACAAGUUUCCCUAUUUGCGUUGGAGGAAGCUUUAGAAGGUCGCACAAGACAGAUCCCAUAUGAUGCCAUAUUGGCUUUAGAUGUUGUUAUGAGGCACCUUCCAUCAAUGACAUACACUCCAGUAGGAAGAUCAUUUUUCUCAUCUCCUGAUGGCUACUAUCACCCUCUUGGUGGGGGUCGUGAGGUGUGGUUUGGUUUCCAUCAGUCAGUGCGUCCAAGCCAGUGGAAAAUGAUGCUGAAUAUUGAUGUUUCUGCCACUGCAUUUUACAAAGCUCAGCCUGUCAUUGAGUUUAUGUGUGAGGUCCUUGAUAUAAGAGAUAUCAAUGAACAAAGAAAACCCUUGACUGACUCUCAGCGAGUGAAAUUUACCAAAGAAAUCAAGGGCCUGAAAAUUGAGAUCACUCAUUGUGGUACUAUGCGACGCAAGUACAGAGUAUGCAAUGUGACUCGCAGACCGUCUCAGAUGCAAUCGUUCCCUUUGCAACUUGAAAAUGGACAAACUGUGGAAUGCACAGUUGCCAAAUAUUUCCUGGACAAAUACAAAAUGAAGCUACGCUACCCUCAUCUUCCAUGUCUUCAAGUCGGGCAAGAACACAAGCACACGUAUCUUCCUCUUGAAGUGUGCAACAUUGUUGCUGGUCAGCGCUGUAUCAAGAAGCUUACUGAUAUGCAGACAUCGACUAUGAUCAAGGCAACAGCAAGAUCUGCUCCAGACAGAGAACGUGAAAUCAACAACUUAGUCCGCAGAGCGGAUUUCAACAAUGAUGCGUAUGUUCAAGAGUUUGGUCUCACAAUUUCCAAUCACAUGAUGGAAGUUCGUGGUCGAGUUCUUGCUCCACCCAAGCUGCAGUAUGGAGGCCGACCUUCUCAAUCCUUGACUGGCCAAAUUGGUGGACUCGGCAUGGCAAAACAACAGGCGCUUCCCAUUCAAGGAGUUUGGGACAUGCGUGGCAAGCAGUUCUACACAGGUGUGGAGAUCCGAGUCUGGGCUAUCGCUUGUUUCGCUCCUCAGCGAACAGUUCGUGAAGACGCUCUAAGGCUUUUCACCACAAAUCUUCAGAAAAUUAGUAAUGAUGCUGGAAUGCCCAUCAUCGGUCAACCUUGUUUCUGCAAAUAUGCAACUGGUCCAGAUCAAGUUGAACCCAUGUUCAGAUACUUGAAGACUACAUUCCAGGCUCUUCAGUUGGUAGUUGUUGUCUUGCCUGGAAAAACGCCCGUUUAUGCUGAAGUGAAACGAGUGGGAGACACAGUUAUGGGCAUGGCAACACAGUGUGUCCAAGCUAAGAAUGUAAACAAAACAUCUCCUCAAACUUUAUCAAAUUUAUGCCUCAAGAUCAAUGUAAAGUUGGGUGGAAUCAACAGUAUCUUAGUGCCAAGCAUUAGACCCAAAGUAUUCAAUGAGCCUGUUAUAUUCCUUGGGUCGGAUGUAACUCAUCCACCUGCAGGAGAUAACAAGAAGCCUUCCAUUGCUGCAGUUGUUGGCUCCAUGGAUGCUCAUCCAAGUCGGUAUGCUGCUACUGUUAGAGUUCAACAGCACCGUCAAGAAAUCAUACAAGAGCUGAGCUCCAUGGUACGAGAACUUCUCAUCAUGUUUUACAAGAGCACUGGAGGAUACAAACCUCAUCGCAUUAUUCUGUAUCGUGAUGGAGUUUCGGAGGGGCAGUUCUUGGCUGUGCUCCAGCAUGAACUGACUGCUAUUAGAGAGGCUUGUAUUAAAUUGGAAGGAGACUACAAGCCUGGCAUCACAUUUAUUGUUGUCCAGAAGAGGCACCACACUAGAUUGUUCUGCUCUGACAAGAAAGACCAGUCUGGAAAGUCUGGCAACAUUCCCGCCGGAACAACUGUUGAUGUUGGUAUAACACACCCUACUGAGUUUGACUUCUAUUUAUGCAGUCACCAGGGUAUUCAAGGUACUAGCCGUCCAAGUCACUACCACGUGUUGUGGGAUGACAACCACUUUGACUCAGAUGAGCUCCAGUGCCUGACAUACCAGUUGUGCCACACUUAUGUGAGAUGCACCCGUUCCGUUUCCAUUCCUGCCCCAGCGUACUACGCUCACCUAGUAGCCUUCCGUGCACGGUACCAUUUGGUAGAGAAGGAACACGACAGUGGAGAAGGUUCACAUCAAUCAGGCUGCAGUGAAGAUAGAACGCCUGGGGCCAUGGCUCGAGCUAUCACUGUACAUGCAGACACAAAGAAGGUCAUGUACUUUGCAUAAAUGUGUGUGACUGUUAAUUUUAGAAAUUCAUAUUCUAUAUUAACUUUGAAAUAUGACUCCAUCAUUGAUGGAGAUAUGACUCCAUCAUUGAUAGUCAAAGCCCUCCAAAAGAGGAGUCUAGUACCCCACAGAGCAUGCAGAUUAAUAUUAUAUAUGUACAUACCGUACCCCCAUUUUUAUUUCUUAAUUGUUGUAUGGCUUAGCCAAAUGAAUUAAACUGAGUUGUACCAUAUCUGACUUUGACAGUGACAAUGCCGGGAAGUAAUGUUUAUUAUGUAAUUGUUUUUAUUUAGUGCAGUUUAUUUUAUAUCAUUUAUUGAAAAAUGCUUAAAAUAGGAUUUUAAACAUUUUCUUUUUUGUUGACUAUGCCUUUUAAAAGGCAGACUGGUGGGACUUUGCAAUCAUACGCCCAUCUCUAAAAUCUAGUUUCUGUAAUUUAGUGAACUAUUCUUUCAUCAUUAGCCUUAAUUUGUGUUCUUCAGUUUACCUAGGUAAUGUCUUUUCCGAAAUACAACACAUAUAGAUCAUAUUUCAUGUAGGGAUUAUACCAUAAAUUUGUGGAGGUAAUUUGUAAGUUCUUUAACACCUUUCAUGAUUGGACACCAUUGAUAUAAAAUAAAUAAUUAUUAAGGAUGUUUGGGAUGUAUAUUAUUCUGAUUUGGACACUGUACCUUCUGAUGUACUGUACUGAUGAUAUAAAAGGGCAUUAUUUUUUUUAGUACCUAUUAAGAAAUCUGACCGCAACAUAAUUGCAAUUGUCAAUGUACAUGGGCAGGCAUACGUAAUCUUAAGGUCUACGUUAAGCUACAUGCAGUUGCAUAUGAUAUGAUUAUAAAUUUUAAUGCUGCUCCAACCUGAUGAAUCUUUCUUUUACCUUUUUUUUCUUUGUUAAAUAACAGAUGUGUACAUAAUUGAUAGAUGUGCUACUUAGUUAAUGUUAACAGUAGCUGUAUGUUGUGCCACAGAUCGCUGUAUGUGGAUAUCUGUAUCAACAAUCAAAGCCCAAAUGGGUGUUUUGUGUGUGUUUGUGGUCUCCACAGAGUUUAUUUGCUUCUAAUCAUGUUUGACUCUCAGUUAUUAGAAGGGUGUAGAAGCCCUAUAGCUUCUUGUUUUUAAAUUGGUCCUCGUAAUCAAUGGUACCGUAUUUACUUAAACUCAUGAGCCAGGGGUGCAGCUGCUUAUUCCUCUUCAUAUUCAUUGGUGAAUCAAUGCAGCAUCUAUAAUUCAAGCUGUGGCUUGAAAUUUGUGCGGACAAGCUUCUUGUAAAGCAGUUACCAGUAUUUGAUGUUUAUUUAUUUUUAUGGAUGCUUUGGUCAACCAAUAAAUCACUUGUCACUUUUUCAUUUUUUUUUUAAUGAUUUGUCAUUUUAAUGUGUUCCUGCUUGCUUUGUGAAGCAUUAGUAAUCGCUAUCAAUGUAUCCAACGAUUUAUAUUCUUUUUGCUUUGUUCAAUCUCUUGAGUUCAUUCCAAUUUAGCAAUACUUAAUCCAUUCAGUUGUGUUUCUUUUUCCUUUGUUAUUUGAAAGACAAACUCAAAUCUGUUGAGAUAUGGUGUCUCAUGCAUCAAAGCACAGCCACGUCACUAAUAUGUUGCCUUGAUUGUACCUGACUCGCUUGCCGUCUGUUGUCAUCAUUGAAGAACCAGAUCUCAUAACUCAUAAGGUUCGCAUGGAUCAAUUUCCAAGAUCUUAUAUUCCCUCAGGAUAUUUUGAGUAAAUACGGUAUGUGUGCUGUCCUGAAGCCUUCUUAAGAAUAUCAUCCUGUUUGUGUGUAACUUUGUGGCAUUGGAUAGUAUCUUUUCUCUUUCUCAAGUACCUUGAACUAGUCUAAGACAAACAAUGGUGAGCGCAAUAGUUUUAGUUGUGAACUCAAGCUUUAUGUUGAAGUGACAAAUGAACUUAAUAUUGUUCCAGCCUGAGCUUUUGACAUUAUAUUCUAAAGUUUUCUUCUUUUUUUGUUUGUUACUCCACACUCUACGUCCCCUCCAACUCCAUUUUGUAUAUAAAUGCAUUUUUAUCUGAUGUUUUGUAUGCCAUUCUGUCCACCUUGAUGUGCAAUUCUUAGCAAUUUUCCAUUCUUGUUAUGCCGUAUGUUUGAGGCAACAUUUAGAGUUGCAUCAGAUUAUAGUUUAUGCCGUUGAGACAUAACAAUAAAUCUUAAUAAAUCGCAUAAUAAAUGUAGUUACUGAAAUCUUCUCUUCUUUUUUCUUCUUGAAUGUAUAAAGUUAUGUUUGCCAACUGGUGGAAGAUUCAACUCUCCCUGCAGUCACACUUAAUUAUGCAGUGACCAUUGACAAGUAUGAUUAACCCCGUUGUUUUGGUGUUAUGUACUCAAAGUGUUUCUUCAGAAUUUCUAUCUUUGGGAAAACCUUUGCAUUUACUACAAUUGUAUCCGUCAGGUUAUUUGUUUCCUUUUUCUCACAAUAAGGGUCUCUUCUUGUCAGGGGUCUUGAGCUUCUGUUGCAUUAUUGGGUGUGGUUUAUGUAGAGUGGUUUUAUAGAAAUGUGUGCAUUUUAUUCAUUCUAGGGUGAGCUCAGCUUAUAAAUUACUUGUCAGUAGUGCAAACAAUCUUAUGUUGAUGGUGGGAAAAUGCAGUUUGAUGCAUUUGUCAGCUUCUUGUAUUUUGUGGCCUUACCAGUAGCCUAAAAUUUGUUACCAAUAAUUAUACUUUUAAGGCCUUACUGAUGAAAUAGUAUCUCCCUUUUCAAUUUCUUCCCACACACCAAUGCCUAGAGAACAUUUACCGAAGGUUUUUUUAAACAAAUUUCUGUUUUAAAUUUAAAGACAUUAUUGUGAAUUGAAAAAUUCCCACUAAGCUCCUCAAAAUGCUAUCUUGGUAUAGGGGCCAAACCAAAAGACGCAUACUUAAAUAAAAUCACUAUGAUACCUUAA
Thrips palmi is the source of this 6206-nucleotide messenger RNA. RefSeq names its product protein argonaute-2 (gene AGO1). The record is from RefSeq and is a predicted model, not a curated record. Gene Ontology annotation, molecular function: RNA binding; protein binding. The coding region runs from base 401 to 3316 and encodes 971 amino acids. The transcript is spliced from 19 exons. NCBI's taxonomy places the organism in Eukaryota, Metazoa, Arthropoda, Insecta, Thysanoptera, Thripidae.